Messenger RNA from Pogoniulus pusillus (Red-fronted tinkerbird), 6058 nucleotides. RefSeq names its product RAS like estrogen regulated growth inhibitor (gene RERG). The record is from RefSeq and is a predicted model, not a curated record. The transcript has 6 exons. NCBI's taxonomy places the organism in Eukaryota, Metazoa, Chordata, Aves, Piciformes, Lybiidae. Bases 249 to 848 code for a protein of 199 amino acids. Gene Ontology annotation, molecular function: GTP binding; GTPase activity.
CAGAGCGCGGGCGCGCCCCUAGCCGGGCCGCGCCUCCCUCGCUGAGCGCCGCGGCGCAGCCCGGGCACCGCCGAGCGUGGCCCCUCCGCGCUGCUCGCAAGGAGGUUAAAGAAACCAAGGAAAUGAAGUGUCAGGCUCUGCAUUGACGUCACAAUGACACGGUGAAGCCGAGGACAGGAGCUGGGAACAGUUCUUCUGCUUCACUUUUGAUCAUUGAGUGAGUUUGCCGCCGCUCCGUUUGUUCCAGCAUGGCUAAGAGUGCAGAAGUGAAGUUGGCAAUCUUUGGUCGAGCUGGCGUGGGCAAGUCAGCUCUUGUGGUACGCUUCCUGACCAAAAGGUUCAUCUGGGAGUAUGACCCGACACUAGAGUCUACAUAUCGUCACCAAGCUACCAUUGAUGAUGAAGUGGUUUCCAUGGAGAUACUAGAUACAGCUGGUCAGGAGGAUGCCAUUCAGAAAGAAGGACACGUCCGGUGGGGCGAAGGCUUUGUGCUGGUGUAUGACAUCACGGACAGAGGCAGCUUCGAGGAAGUGCUGCCGCUUAAAAACCUCCUGGAUGAGGUUAAAAAGCCCAAAAACGUCACCCUGAUCCUGGUGGGGAACAAAGCAGACUUGGAUCACUCCCGGCAGGUCAGCACCGAGGAAGGGGAAAAGCUGGCCACGGAACUGGCGUGUGCGUUCUAUGAGUGCUCUGCCUGCACGGGAGAGGGCAACAUCGUGGAGGCCUUCUACGAGCUCUGCCGUGAGGUGCGGCGCAGAAAGAUGGUCCAGGGCAAGACCCGCAGGCGGAGCUCCACCACGCACGUCAAGCAGGCCAUCAAUAAGAUGCUCACCAAAAUCAGCAGCUAAAAACCAAGAACACUGCUAAAAGCCAGAGAAGCAUUUCAGAGCGUAUGAGCUUGGAGUAGGGAUGGGGCAGCCAGAGCGCACUUCAUUAAAAGCGGUCGAAGCUUUGCAAUUAAAACAAAAAGAGAAGAUAAACUGCACCACUUUUUCUGUCACACAGGGCCAGGCUUUUUUUUUCUGUUUCCAAGUGUGUUGAGCCACACUGCUUUUGGCUAAGGUGGAGAAACAAAGGAAGGAAGACAAAGAAAGAGAAGAAAAAUAAGAAAUGAAAAUAGAAAAGAAAGGGAAAGAAAGGGAAAGGAAAAUGAAAAUGAAAGGGGAAAGGAAUGGGAAGGAAAGGAAAGGAAAGGAAAGGAAAGGAAAGGAAAGGAAAGGAAAGGAAAGGAAAGGAAAGGAAAGGAAAGGAAAGGAAAGGAAAGGAAAAAGGGAAAGGAAAAAGGGAAAGGAAAAAGGGAAAGGAAAAAGGGAAAGGAAAAAAAAGAAAGGAAAAAGAAAAGGAAAGGAAAGAAAAAGGAAAAGAGAAAGAAAAAAAAGGAAAGGAAAAGAAGAAAAAAGAAAAGAGAGAAAAGAAAAUAGGAAAAGGAAAGGAAAAAGGGAAGGGAAGGGAAGGGAAGGGAAGGGAAGGGAAGGGAAGGGAAGGGAAGGGAAGGGAAGGGAAGGGAAGGGAAGGGAAGGGAAGGGAAGGGAAGGGAAGGGAAGGGAAGGGAAAGAGAAAAGAAAAGAAAAAAGAAAAGAAAAGAAAAGAAAAGAAAAGAAAAGAAAAGAAAAGAAAAGAAAAGAAAAGAAAAGAAAAGAAAAGAAAAGAAAAGAAAAGAAAAGAAAAGAAAAGAAAAGAAAAGAAAAGAGGAAAGAAAAAAGGAAAGAAGAGAGAAAAGAAAAUAGGAAAGAAGAGAGAAAAGAAAAUAGGAAAAGGAUAAGGAAAGGAACAAAAGAAAGGAAAAGAAAAGAGAAAGGAAAAGAUAAAAGGAAAAGAAAAGAAGAGAGAAAGAAAAAAAGGAAAAGGAAAAGGAAAAGGAAAAGGAAAAGGAAAAGGAAAAGGAAAAGGAAAAGGAAAGGGAAAAGAGAAAAGAAAAGAAAAAAGAAGAGAGAAAAGAAAAAAGGAAAAGGAAAAGGAAAGGAAAGGGAAGGGAAAAGAGAAAAGAAAGGAAGAGAAAAAAUAAAAGAAAAGGAAAUAAAAGAAAAAAGAAAAGAUAAUAAAAGAGAAAAUAGGAAAAGGAAAAGGAAAAAAAAGCAAACUCCAAAGGACUAAAUAAUUGUGGGGAUUGAUACUGACAGAGCAUCUUCUGCUUCUAGCAGGCUGGCUCCAAUCCCCUGCAAGUAAGUAGUGCCUAAACAUAAUUUCUGACCAGCCAGCUGCUUAGCAGCCACUGAAGAGUGAGAUCCAGCCCAUCAGCCACCAUAGGAAUUGGUGUUCUCAAGGGCUGAAUGUGCACAGAGGCUGCUGUGUCGCACCAGAAAGUUCACCUGACACCUUCCACCAGCUCUAAAUGGGUGCAUUGUGUGCUUAUACUCCUAACUCUCCUUCCUUGUUCCUUUUGUCACUCUCUAAGUGCUGAUGUUCUUACCAACAUAUGCAAAAAAAGGCCAGGAAAGCUCUACUCCAUGGAGUGUUCAGCCAGCAAGACACACAUUUCAACAGAGAUGGAGCUCAGCUGCUUUCCCAGAUCCUCUGAGACUGCAGAAUUCAUCACGAGAUGUCUGGUGGCAUUUCAGUGUUUCACCCUCAAAGAGGAUAUGGUCGUGCACGUGGUGGGAAAUCAAGCUAGAAACACAACUGUGCCACUGCUGAUGUAGCUGUGGGUAGGGCUUGGCUUUGGCUUGCAGUUUCUUUUCUUUUUCUUUUAGUCUUAUUUCAAUUCAAGUAGUUCUUCUUACUCAUAUGCAGAAGAACUGAAUCCAUGGGAAGGCAGGUGUAUAAUGUCUAAGCCCAAACUUCCAGCUGUUAAAACUUCCAGGUGUUGCUUGCAACACUCUGUGAUUCGAAUGAGCAAAUCAUAGAACCAAGCAGGUUGCAAGAGACCUCCGAGCUCAUCCAGCCCAACCUAGCACCCAGUCCUGUCCAAUCAUAGAAUCAAGCAGGUUGCAAGAGACCUCUGAGCUCAUCCAGCCCAACCUAGCACCCAGCCCUGUCCAAUCAUAGAAUCAAGCAGGUUGGAAGAGACCUCCGAGCUCAUCCAGCCCAACCUAGCACCCAGCCCUGGCCAAUCAUAGAAUCAUAGAAUCAAGCAGGUUGCAAGAGACCUCUGAGCUCAUCCAGGCCAAUCUAUCAUCCAGCCCUGUCCAAUCAUAGAAUCAAGCAGGUUGCAAGAGACCUCCAAGCUCAUCCAGUCCAACCUAGCACCCAGUCCUGCCCAAUCAUAGAAUCAAGCAGGUUGUAAGGGACUUCCAAGAUCAUUCAGUCCAACCUUUCACCCAGCCCUUUCCAGUCAACCAGACCAUGGCACUAAGUCCCUCAUCCAGUCUCUUCUUGAACACCUCCAGGGACAGUGACUCCACCACCUCCCUGGGCAGCCCAUUCCAAUAGGAAGUUUAGUUGUGACUUCUGCCUGGUGCAUUGAAGUGAAAGUUGUAUCAGAUUUUGGUGCCUGGGAUAAAAGAUGUCCAUUUCUUUUCUCCUCCCUUCUGCACCUUCAUGUGCCUCAUUUAAGUCAGCUGUCUAGUUUUACCUCCUGUGCUCCACAACAUCCCUGGAGGUGUUCAAGACCAGGUUGGAUGAGGCCUUGAGCAAGCUGUUCUAGUGGGAGGUGUCCCUGCCUAUGGAACUGGAUGAUCCUUGAGGUCUCUUCCAACUUAAACCAUUCUAUGACUCUAUAUUGUGAGAGUUGAAAGGAAGGAGAGGUGAAGUUAUAUCCCUGAUACUGUCCAAAAUGAUCCCAUCCACUUGUAUCCUCUUUUCCAACGUCUGUAGGGAGAAAUGACAAAACCUCAUUGAAAGAAAAGGUUCCACUGUGCAAAGGUGACAUAAAAAAACCCCAAACAACCCCUAGUGAAAACAGGAACAUUCCUUUGCAGAGGCUGGAUGUGGAAGCUGCUUAGCACCCGAUGGGAAUGGAGGCUGCUGUUCUGUGACCUCUAUCUUCCCGCACAAACACCUUCACGUUUCACUUCAUUGCUCAUUGAUCUGUCUUCCUUGGCAGAAUGGGCUGCUUAGCAAGCCAGUUUAGAAUGCAGCUUAGGUACUGAUAGAUAGUAGGCUGAAGAUGAGGCAGCAGUGUGCCCAGGUGGCCAAGAGAGUCAGUGGCAUCCUAGGCUGGCUCAGGAGCAGUGGUGGGCAGCAGGACAAGGGAGGUUCUUCUGCCCCUGUGCUCAGCACUGCUCAGGCCACAGCUUGAGUGCUGUGUCCAGUUCUGGGCUCCUCAAAUCAAGAGAGAUGUUGAGGUGCUGGAAGGUGUUGAGAGAAGGGCAGCAAGGCUGGGGAGGGGCCUGGAGCACAGCCCUGUGAGGAGAGGCUGAGGGAGCUGGGGUGUGCAGCCUGCAGAAGAGGAGGCUCAGGGCAGACCUCAUUGCUGCCUGCAGCUACCUGAAGGGAGGCUGUAGCCAGGUGGGGUUGGGCUCUUCUGCCAGGCAAGCAGCAAGAGAAGAAGGGGACACAGUCUCAAGUUGUGCUGGAGGAAGUGUAGGCUGGAUAUUAGGAGGAAGUUGUUGUCAGAGAGAGUGAUUGGCAUUGGAAUGGGCUGCCCAGGGAGGUGAUGGAGUCACCAUCCCUGGCAGUGUUGAAGCAAAGCCUGGAUGAGGCACUUAGGGCCAUGGUCUAUUUGACUGGAUAGGGCUGGGUGCUAGGUUGGACUGGCUGAGCUUGCAGGUCUCUUCCAACCUGCUUGAUUCUCCUCUCUUUUCUCCUCUUCUCUUCUGUCUUCUCUUCUCUUCUCUUCUCUUCUCUUCUCUUCUCUUCUCUUCUCUUCUCUUCUCUUCUCUUCUCUUCUCUUCUCUUCUCUUCUCUUCUCUUCUCUUCUCCAUACACAUUGCCCUGUGUUAAAUGCAAUCCCGUUGCAGCGUGUCGCUGGCUGUGCAGUACAUGCGCCGUGUUUCUACAACAGGCAGCCUGACACACACACACACAAAGAACAGUGCAUUUAAAAGGCCCAAUGCAACAGGAACUCACAUUUGGUAGCCUUUCUAUAGCAGUCAGCAGCAGCUGGAAGUGUGUUUUUUACUGCUGCUGUUUAAAUGUUUGUGAUAAAACCAUUACCUGACCCCCCCACCCCCUUUGGUAAAUCACCCAGACUAGACUCAGCCAAGCUGGAAACUGAAUGAAUGAAGCUUUAUAGUCACAGCUUAGCACAAUAUGCAAGCAGAUAGUUACAAUAGACACAGUUAUAUAAAGAAAUAGACAAGUUAAAAGUGAUAGAGAAACACAACAGCCCUGCCAGAAACCAGAGUCCCCAGGAGGGGCUCCCAACCACCCUUCUGCCUUCUCUCCAACCCCUCUACCUUACCCCAGACUUUGCCUUACCCUUCAAGGUAGCUUGGAGGGUUGGCCAGGGGGGUUAGGAAGCAGAUGGAUUAGUCACACAGACAACAGGUUAGGCUAGAGAAGUGCAGCCCAAAAAGACCAGAGAGCAACUCUGUGUUCUUAUUCUUAUCCAUCUCAGCAAGCCUAGGAGUGAAGUAGCCAUCACCACUGUUUCAAGUAGCCAUCUCCAUUGUUUCCUUUUCACAGCCUGUAACAUAAUUCUUCUCACCAAAACAUUCCAGCCAGCUCCAAACUAGCUCAGUGUUCAUACAUGACAGCAGCAUUAAAAUCCUCCCCUCUGGCCACUGUCUUCUCUGCAGAGAGAGGAUGGGAAGGGGGGAGCGAAGGUGAAAUGGAUGCUUGUUACCUACAACAACCUGAGUGCCACUGCUGAAGUGUUAAACCACUUCUCUUCGAUUGAUGAAGAGUUAGUUGUGCCCACGCUGCAGGACCUGGAUCAGGAACCAAAAUGUCCCUAGAACUUUGAGACUCUUCACGUCUGGGAGGGUUGGGUGCAGCCAUGGAUGAAAGCGAGGCUCAGCCACUGGGCUUGCACCUGGGUCCAGACAAGUUGUCCCCUAGAGCUGGGGAUAGUUGCACCUGGCAGCUUGCUACAAGGCUAGUUGAUUUAUACAUAUAUAUAUAUAUAUAUAUAUGAUGACCUGUAUGCAUUUUUACAUGAAAAAAAGAUGAAAGCUUGUGCUUGUAGAUAAUAUAUAAGGAAAAAAAACAGGAAUAAAGACAAAAAGUGCUCUCUAUA